CGUGUAAACUCUGGAACUUCUAACGGUCGAGAGACCGCGGUAGCUUUCUAACCUGAAGUGUUGUUUUUAAAUGAUAAAGGAGAUUAAAUCAGGAGGUUUAAGGAGCGGAAGUGGACUGACUUUACUCCCUUACACCUCUGGGAACUCUAACUGGACUUCCGGUCCCUCUAACAUCACCUGUGAGUUUACUUUAACCGAGUUUACUGCAGGUAAGUUAAGCUAACAAGCUGAGUUAGCUUAACCCGGUCUGUAGUUCGAGCUAUAGACUGAAGGCUCGAGCUGACAUGUCGGAGCAAAGAGAGACUGAGGAGCUGGAGGUGAACCAAGAAGAGGAGGACAACAACAUAGGAACAGACCCAGGACCAGGUGGAGGUUCACCUGAGCCGACACCAGAGGUCGACAGAGAGCCGGGCAGUGAUGGAGAGGAGGUGGAGGCUGACAGGAGGAGCACAGACGUUGUGGAGGCUGCAGAAGAGGCUGGAUCUCAGACUGACCCCCAUGAGGACUCUGAGCAACUUCAAGAUCUUCAGAAAGCAGAGGGUGUUGGACUCUUGACAGGAACUGAUGUGUCUGAAGAAGCUGAAACUCAGGCUGAUCUUCCGGAAGAAGCGAGGCCGCUCAGAGAGCCUCAGAGGACAGACGAUGUGGGAAACUCUACGGCCACGGUAAAGGUGGUGCUGGUUCCAGAGGGUCACGUAAUGACCGCAGCAUUCGCCAUCAGCCUCAGCAUCCAGGAGCUGAAGCUUCACCUCGCCUCUGAGCUCCGAGUCCCUGCUGAGGUGCUGCAGAUCUCCCUGGACGGCAGAGUGGUGGAGGAGCAUCAGAGUCUGAUGGAGCUCGGUGUCCGGCCUCACGGCUCCACCCGGAUGGAGAUGUGCUCCACCGACCCGAGCACACAUCCACUCCGCCCUGUUCGACCGCCGGAUCACGACAACAUGCCGGACGUCAUCACAGUCCGAGUGCAAACCGAUGAGGAUGAGUUCAAGGAGGUGGUCGUGGAGAUUGAGCGUCCCCGUCAGCAGAAGGCCUUCCUGGGCGGCUACAAACACCGGCUGACGGGAGCAGAGUACCAUCACGCCGCCAUCCAGACCCUGCCCAAGAGGAGGCCCGACAGAGGAGUGGAGGUCUUCAGCCGUGACACACAGACGGCAGAGCUGAAGUCUCAGGUCCAGCAGUGUGCCGUCGACGUCUCCACACAGAUGACCUGGAUCGGCUGCUACGUCUCCUGUACGAAAGACAAGCUGGUCGCUCCGGGGAACUACAUCACCGCUGACGAGUACCACGACAGGAGGCUGAAAGCUGUGAUCCGUCUGCAGUCGUUUGUGCGGCGCUGGCUGGCCCAGCAGGAAGUGGACCGUCUGAGGAGUGACCGGGACCGGCGUCUGGCCUGGUUGGAGCUGCAGGAGAAGAAGAGGAACGAGGAGAAGGAGGAUCAGCUGAGAGACCGCCGCUGCCGCUGGAUGAACCCGCAGAGGAGGGAGGAUUUCAACCUGCUGUUCCAGGCUCUGGAGAAGUGGCGGUGUGAAGAGGAGCAGCAGAUCAACUCAACCCUGAGAGGAGCGGAGAGGAAGGCGGCGCUCUGCUCGCUGCUGGAGCAGGAGACGCAGCUUAUCGGCGCCAUCGGACGCCAUCACAUCGCCGCACAGAGCAUCAACUACGACAAAACUGUCAAGAGCUUCCUGGACAAGUCCGCAGCUCCUCACCAGUGGAGAGCAGCAGACGGGCGACUGAUCGAGAUGGACACGCAGCACACCCUCAGAGCCAGAGAGCUUAAAGAACUCUACAACGACACUAACCUGAGCGUCGUCAGCCAGGAGCAGAGACUCCAAGUCCUCAUGACGCUCAAACACACCGUCAAGGAGCACGAGUGUCAGCUGACUCAGGACAUCGUGGAUUUGAUUGACAGAGAAGUGGACCUGAUGACUCGGGGGGUUAAAGCAGCCAGUCUGGAGGGACUGAGGAAGAGGAUCUCCACUCUGUUCCUCCAGUUCAUCAAAACGCCGGCGUUUAACCCCAAGGCUGCCAGGCUGCUGAAGGUCCCCCAGAAUCCCUCGCAGCUGAAGAACAACAUGUUUCUCUGUCGGGGGUGUCACCGCUACCUCCAAUCCACCGACUUCAACCCGACCGCCAGCACCCGCCCCAGCGGUCGCUGCCGAGACUGCAUCGGACUCGACAACAUCGCCAGAACCCGCAACGACGUGUCCUGCUACAAGAGCAUCCUGAGGAGGCUGAGAGCGGACGAGCAGGAGAUCAACGACGACUCUAAGAUUCCCUUCCUGCUGCAGGUGGAGGAUAUGAGGUACCUGGUGGAGGUGAUCUGGGCGUCCCGCUCGGCCCUCCAUGGCAGCAGCGACCUCUACAGCCUGGUGUUUGUGCGCUGGGAGCGCCACAGAGACUGGAGCCCCUGGAACUGCAUCCUGCUGUCCAAAGAGGAAACCUCUGCUCACCUGGAGGUGGAAGACGUCCACAAGGCCUACGAGGCGACUUUCAUCCGCAGCAUCAAACACAAACACAUACUCGCUCGUCGACACUUCAGCCAGAUCUCCAUCGCGUCUGAGUACCUGGACUCUCAGCCGCCCGCUGCCCUGGGCAACCAGCUCGUCUCCAUGCCUAUCACCAUGACGACAGGCAAGCACGCCACCGACAGCACGCCGUCCUCGGCUCAUUAAGAAACACCCCGUGGUUUUUUCUUUCUUUCUUCUGUCCCCGUUUCCUCCCUCGCUCACAUUGCGUGUCACUUUUAAAGAACAUGUUGUCCAGAAUAAAGUUCUCUGAGCUCUGA
This is a messenger RNA of Notolabrus celidotus (New Zealand spotty), 2782 nucleotides long. RefSeq names its product IQ motif and ubiquitin domain containing (gene iqub). Gene Ontology annotation, cellular component: motile cilium; acrosomal vesicle. Gene Ontology annotation, molecular function: protein binding. Lineage: Eukaryota; Metazoa; Chordata; Actinopteri; Labriformes; Labridae. The transcript has 14 exons. The record is from RefSeq and is a predicted model, not a curated record. The coding region runs from base 285 to 2669 and encodes 794 amino acids. Gene Ontology annotation, biological process: cilium assembly.